AUAAUAGCAGAAGAUUUUCAAAAACUGCAGACACCAAAAGCAGUGAUUCAGAAUAUAGCAAUCCAGAAUAUAGUGAUCCAGAACUUUUAGUUUAUAAAUUCGAGAACAAUAACAAGGAUGACUUUAGUAAUGAAGAGACAGAACUUUAUGAAGAAGAAGCUAAGCA
Molecule: messenger RNA, 166 nt
Organism: Racocetra persica
Lineage: Eukaryota; Fungi; Glomeromycota; Glomeromycetes; Diversisporales; Gigasporaceae
Source: the annotation of a GenBank genome assembly